AUGCUAGACUUUAUAUUAAAUUUCCCUCAACCUAUUAAACCCUCUUUCCCAUUUUACACCAGUGACCUGUUGGUCUUGGGUCUUGCGUUCAAGGCAUACAAAUCUCGGGGGCUGACUCAUUUAGGCAUUGCUUCCUCGGUGGCUACCGGUUUGAUUCACACUCACCAUCCGACAUUACUACCAUUCUCUUUGCUUGCAGGAUUUUACUUGACAAGCUCUAAAUUCACUAAAUUAAAGGCCGAUAUUAAGGCCAGUCUCACACAGCAUCCCAAUGGCGAGGGGGGUGGAGAGGGACCCCGCAAUGCGACUCAGGUGUUUGCGAAUUCCAUUGUGGCAACUUCUCUAAUUUUCCUCCACACACACUUUUACUAUUUUGUGGACAGUUCUUAUCCCUGGUCCAAUCUUUUACUAAUUGGAAUAAUCUGUCAAUAUGCUGCAGUUUGCGCCGAUACUUGGUCUUCUGAGCUCGGGAUUCUGUCCAAGUCAAACCCUAUUCUCAUUACCACACUCAAGCCUUGCCCUAAGGGCACCAACGGUGGUGUCUCUCCACUAGGUCUCGGCGUUGCAUUAGGUGCUGGUGCGUUUAUUGGCACGAUUUCGUCAUUAUUUCUGUACUCUCCUACACAACAAUUUUUACAAUGUGGUGCGUUGAUUGCUUUUACGUCAGUGAUGGGCCUCUUUGGGUCUGUUCUUGAUUCGGUGCUGGGCGCCACACUUCAACAGUCUGUUGCUUCGGUUGACAAAAACAUUAUUGUCGAAAGCGAAGGUGGUGGUAAACUUACCGAUAUUGAUGCCACAAAAAACCCGGACUACAAGGUUGUUUCUGGAUACAACAUCUUAUCAAAUAACCAAGUAAAUCUUUUGACUUCAGCAAUAACCACAGCUGUUGGUAUGGGCCUUUGGUAUCUUUUCUUUUUGCCCUAA
This is a messenger RNA of Magnusiomyces paraingens, 924 nucleotides long. RefSeq lists its product as uncharacterized. Lineage: Eukaryota; Fungi; Ascomycota; Dipodascomycetes; Dipodascales; Dipodascaceae. The coding region runs from base 1 to 924 and encodes 307 amino acids. The transcript has a single exon. Gene Ontology annotation, cellular component: membrane. The record is from RefSeq and is a predicted model, not a curated record.